This is a messenger RNA of Miscanthus lutarioriparius, 1845 nucleotides long. NCBI's taxonomy places the organism in Eukaryota, Viridiplantae, Streptophyta, Magnoliopsida, Poales, Poaceae. The record is from the annotation of a GenBank genome assembly.
AUGACCACUGCGGCAGCCGCCUGCAGCUUGCUGUUGCUGCAGCUGUGCGGUUGCGUCGCCGUCGCGGCGGCUCUGCCCAUGAAGGGCGGCGGCGGCGGCGGCGAGGGCGCCUACUUGAGGUACAAGGACCCGAAGCAGCCGCUGAACACGCGGAUCGACGACCUGCUGCGGCGGAUGACGCUGGCGGAGAAGAUCGGGCAGAUGUCGCAGAUCGAGCGGGAAAACGCCACCGCCGACGUCGUCAACAAGUACCUCAUAGGCAGCGUGCUCAGCGGCGGCGGCAGCGUGCCGGCGAAGAACGCGCCGCCGCAGGCGUGGGUGAAGAUGGUGAACGGGAUGCAGAGCGGCGCACUGUCGACGCGCCUCGGGAUCCCCAUCAUCUACGGCAUCGACGCCGUCCACGGCCACGGCAACGUCUACAAGGCCACCAUCUUCCCACACAACAUCGGACUCGGCUGCACCAGGGACCCAGAGCUAGCACAGAGGAUUGGAGCUGCUGUAGCUCUGGAGGUCAGGGCCACCGGCAUCCCCUACGUCUUCGCUCCUUGCGUCGCGGGCGAGAUCCCGGCGAGCGGCGGCCGCCCCGGCGCGCCAUACAUCGCUGGACAGCGCAACGUGGCGGCGUGCUCCAAGCACUACGUCGGCGACGGCGGCACCACCAAGGGCGUGAACGAGGGCAACACGGUGGCGUCCUUCCACGAGCUGAUGGCCGUGCACAUGCCGCCCUACUACAACGCCGUCAUCCGGGGCGUCUCCACCGUCAUGGUCUCCUUCUCCAGCUGGAACGGCGUCAAGAUGCACGCCAACCACUUCCUCGUCACCGACCACCUCAAGAACAGGCUCCGCUUUAGGGGCUUCAUCAUCUCGGAUUGGCAAGGGCUUGACAGGAUCACGACCCCAGAUCACGCUGACUACCUUCUGUCCAUCAAGCUGGGCAUCCUCGCCGGAAUUGACAUGGUGAUGAUUCCCUACACGUACACGGAGUUCAUCGACGACCUCACGUUGCUGGUGCAGAACGGCACCAUCCCGAUGAGCCGCAUCGACGACGCCGUCCGCCGCAUCCUUCGGGUCAAAUUCACCAUGGGUCUCUUCGAGAACCCCUACGCCGACACCAGCCUCGUCGGGGAGCUCGGCAAGCAGGAGCACCGCGACCUGGCACGCGAGGCCGUGCGCAAGUCCCUCGUCCUUCUCAAGAACGGCAAGCCCGGCGCCAAGCCGCUGCUGCCGCUGCCCAAGAAGCUCUCCUAUGGCGUCAGGGUCCUGGUCGCCGGCAGCCACGCUGACGAUCUCGGCAGCCAGUGCGGCGGCUGGACCAUCACCUGGCAGGGCCUCACGGGGAACAACCUCACCGCCGGGACCACCAUCCUCGAUGGCAUCCUGCGCGCCGUCGGCCCCGGCACCGACGUCGUCUACUCCAAGAACCCCGACGCGGACUUCGUCCAGCAGAACAAGCCCCUGUUCGACUACGCCAUCGUCGUCGUCGGCGAGCCUCCCUACGCCGAGACGUUCGGCGACAAUCUGAACCUGACCAUCCCUGCCCCCGGGCCGGACAUCAUCCAGAAUGUUUGUGGCAGCAUCAGGUGCGUCGUGGUACUCGUCUCCGGCCGGCCACUGGUGGUUGAGCCGUUCAUCGAUAUCAUCGACGCACUGGUGGCGGCGUGGCUGCCGGGGACGGAGGGGCAGGGCGUCAGCGACGUGCUGUUCGGCGACUACGGGUUCACGGGGAAGCUCUCGAGGACGUGGUUCCGCUCGGUGGAUCAGCUGCCAAUGAACGUCGGUGACGCGCCCUACGAUCCAUUGUUCCCGUUUGGCUUCGGCCUCCAGACACAGCCGUCCACAUAUUAG